Colletotrichum truncatum is the source of this 270-nucleotide messenger RNA. Its product is annotated as gdsl lipase acylhydrolase family protein. NCBI's taxonomy places the organism in Eukaryota, Fungi, Ascomycota, Sordariomycetes, Glomerellales, Glomerellaceae. The record is from RefSeq and is a predicted model, not a curated record.
AUGGCGAAACCGUAUCCCCAAAUCGUCCUUUUCGGGGACUCCCUAUUCCAGGGAUCAGCUGUCGUAUUUGAUGGCUUCUCCUUCCAGGCCGAGCUUCAGUGCCAUGUUAUGCGUCGUUACGACGUUGUCAACCGCGGGUUUUCUGGCUGGAACACGGAGAACGCUCUGAAGUAUCUUCCUGAUAUCAUUGCCUCCCCUUCAGAUUCUGGCCCGCAGCUCAAAUACCUCGUGAGGGAUCCUAGAUGUUUCCUGAUGUUCCCCAGCCACUGA